Messenger RNA from Dendronephthya gigantea, 1599 nucleotides. RefSeq names its product protein lifeguard 1-like. The transcript has 12 exons. Bases 105 to 1049 code for a protein of 314 amino acids. Gene Ontology annotation, cellular component: membrane. NCBI's taxonomy places the organism in Eukaryota, Metazoa, Cnidaria, Anthozoa, Malacalcyonacea, Nephtheidae. The record is from RefSeq and is a predicted model, not a curated record.
UGGUUGGAAGUUUCAAACUACGACAUAAAAACAGUGCUCUUUAGGAGUUUUUUUUGUUGAAUAAAAUAUAUUCUGUUGUUACAAACGUAUUGAAGGCCAAAGGUAUGGCUAGUGGUUAUCCUAGUGCACCUCCUCCACCUUAUGCUGGGAACGAAUCCUACCAACAACAGCCUCCUCAACCGCCAUAUUCACAGCCUUACAGUUCUUCUCCCUAUCCACCUCAAGGCUAUUCUGCUCAACCUAAUCCAAAUCAGCCUUAUGCAAGUCAGCCUUAUCCCAGUCAACCACCUUCACAACCACCUCCUUCAGAGCCGUUCGGAUCACAGCCUUAUCAUUAUGGAGGAUCAGAAGAAUCGAAUGAUUUCAGUACGGCUGGAGCAUUUACUGAGAGGUCUAUUCGUGCAGGCUUCAUCCGCAAGGUUUAUUCAAUUCUCAUGUGUCAACUUGUUGUGACGGUAGCAUUUAUUGCAUUUUUUCUGUAUUGUGAACCGGUACAGAAUUAUGCGGAAAAGCAUGUCGGACUAUUCAUUGCAGCAGUGGUGAUGUCAUUUGUUCUAAUCAUUGCUCUUGCUUGUUGUGAAAGUCUGAGGAGAAAGUUCCCCCACAAUAUCAUUCUUCUGAGCCUAUUUACUCUUUGUGAGGGAUUUCUGUUGGGUGUUGCUGCCAGCACAUACGAGGCUGAUGCCGUUCUUAUAGCAGCAGGAAUCACAACCGCUGUUGUUCUUGCCAUUACGCUAUUUUCAUUCCAAACCAAGUAUGAUUUCACAAUGAUGGGAGGAAUGCUUUUUGUCGCGCUGAUCAUUCUUAUUUUGUUUGGAUUUUUGUCCAUCUUCUUUUACAACAAGAUUGUUAACCUCAUUUAUGCCUGUCUUGGAGCAUUGAUAUUCUCACUUUAUCUGGUGUAUGACACACAGCUUAUGAUGGGCGGUGGGAAACAGUACGCUCUUUCUCCAGAAGAAUACAUCUUCGCUGCCCUCAAUCUUUAUCUGGAUAUCAUCAAUCUCUUCCUCUUCAUUCUCAGAAUUGUUGCCGCGGCGAAAGGAGACUAAUAAAUGACUUGUUUAAACGACGAGGGUGGUAGAGGCAGGGGCUUGUUCACGUUUCACGUGACGAAACACCGCUAUUAAGUAUAGCUAAACGUGUCUAACUGAAUAAAUGGGCAAUUUCGAAAAAGCAUGAAUAAUCGUAACUUAGUUUUAAUGUUUUUCUCAACCCGGGGUGCGGAAAAGCUGGACAUCAAAGCAUUUCUUCGCUUGGUAAUCAUGGCUCACAUGCAGGAAGCAUAUAUAAAUCACAUUUCACCACAAAGUCUUAGCAUGCAAAGCACGGCUCACAUCUACUACCCUCAAAGUUUGAAUAGUACAAAAUUCAUUCAAUACGUAAGAUUUCGCGACAGGAUUCUGAUUUUACUCUAAUUUGCGACAUGGCGAUUAACAAUGUAGAUAUAUAAUUAUUAGGUAGUUCACGUAUAUUUCAAUAUUACCCGGCAAUUGCGAUGAUAUAGGUGCUGGGCCGGCAAUAAAUAUACGCGGUUUACCAACGUACUUAUAAUUAUAUAACUGACGUGAAAACGAGGCCGAUUAUUCAACGCUAUUCAGC